This is a messenger RNA of Monoraphidium neglectum, 413 nucleotides long. RefSeq lists its product as hypothetical. The transcript has a single exon. Lineage: Eukaryota; Viridiplantae; Chlorophyta; Chlorophyceae; Sphaeropleales; Selenastraceae. The annotation marks the transcript as partial. The record is from RefSeq and is a predicted model, not a curated record.
GCGUGGCGGCUGCGGCUGCGGCGGCUGCGGCUCAGGGGCAGCCGGCCGCCGCACAAGUGCAGGGGGAGGGGGCAGUGGCGGCGGCCCUGGUCAGCCUGUGUCUGGAGGAGGUGCCCCUGCCCGCGGCCCCCUUUCCUGGGUCCACCGCAGAGGUGGCCGCUGCGGCCUCGGAGGCGCUGCAAGAAGCCGCCAUGUUGGCGUAUGAGGAAGCGCUGCGCGCGGCCGAGGCGCUGCGCCUGCCGCCCGAGCGCGUUGACGCGGUGAGCGGCGGCGUGCAGGCGGCGACGGAGGAGGCGGGCGGGUGCCGGCGGUUUCUGGGGAUGGAGUACCCGCGGCUGCGGCGCGCGUGCGCGGCGGGGGCAGUGGAGGUUGUGAGGGCCUGGAUGGACCGGACCGCGGCGCGUAGCUGCUGA